AUGCCACUAAGGAUGCUGGCUCAAUCAACGCACAACCAUGAUGCUUUGGCGUCAUCCACACAAGACACCCUCUCCUACCAGGUACCUGACUCUGCAGCAACGUCUCCCCCAUGGGGUGAUGUGCGAACCUUGCCCAAAGCUGUUCGGAGGCGACGAGAUCUCACACUCAUCAUAGAGGCCAUCAGAGAGUUUGUGGGUGGAGUUUUCAAUGAUCCCAACACCCCUAUGACCAAAAUCUGUAAUUGGCAGAGAAUCAUGCCAGCCUGGCUCGAAAGAGAACUUGUCCCCGAUGACAGUGCUAAGCCAACACUGCGAUAUCAGCUCGCGCCCCUGCAGGAGUUUGACGAAUUGCGACUCGGUGGUUUCAGGCUGGCCAGUGUGCCACAUACCACUUUCACUGAUCGGGAAUCGGUUGAAAGGGCUUGGUCUGCAGAGAUUAGGCCUACCUGCAAGUCGACCCACGAGACGUUGGGUUGGGAACUAAACAGUCAGUGUGAACCAGCAGUCGACGAAGUCACCUUCAUACAUCAAUGCCAGCAGCUGCCAAUAGAGCUCCCUGCUCCCAGGCCAAGCAUUAACGUCGCUGCAGCUAUGUUACGAAGGGAUGAAGGGACCAUACCAACGAUGGACCGUCCUCAUGAAUCCUAUAUGCUCCACGAUCCCAAGAAGGAUCUGGACUAUGCAGAAUUUGUUCAGGGCCUCAAGGGCAGAAAGACGGAGGUGGGCCCUGCCGAUGAGAGGUAUCAGAACGAUAGGUACAGACCUGGGCCCAAUACGGGUCCCACCUGCUCAUUGUUUCGAGACCCUUUCACUCCCAUAAACCUCGGUAUGGAGCCAGUUAGAUCUGGACCCCAACCUUGGCCACAAUAUCGCUGA
This is a messenger RNA of Cantharellus anzutake, 876 nucleotides long. RefSeq lists its product as uncharacterized. The record is from RefSeq and is a predicted model, not a curated record. The transcript is spliced from 2 exons. NCBI's taxonomy places the organism in Eukaryota, Fungi, Basidiomycota, Agaricomycetes, Cantharellales, Hydnaceae. The coding region runs from base 1 to 876 and encodes 291 amino acids.